Molecule: messenger RNA, 1446 nt
Organism: Cyphellophora attinorum
Lineage: Eukaryota; Fungi; Ascomycota; Eurotiomycetes; Chaetothyriales; Cyphellophoraceae
Product: putative cysteine protease atg4
Exons: 1
Coding region: 1-1446 (481 amino acids)
Molecular function (GO): protein-phosphatidylethanolamide deconjugating activity
Source: RefSeq, a predicted model, not a curated record
AUGAGUGACUAUACGAAGCGCUUCGUGCGCUACUUCUACGACCCUCCCCCGAAGUAUGAUGACAUGUCAGGAGCCUCGAUAUGGUUUCUUGGAAAGGAGUAUCCUGCUAUACCACCAAAGCCAGUGUCAACAACAGAUCACGAAGACAUAGUCGAGAUAGAGUCUUCGGCAGACUCUCGCGACGCUUCAGAAGCCACCGCCUCCACGCAGGACGAGCCACAGAACACACCGGUACUACAACAGUCUUCAAGCGCGUUUCAUGAUGUGCAGCAUGUCUCGAGUGAGAACUUGCCGUCACUGUCAAACGAUCCAGCAGACGGAGGCUGGCCGCAACCCUUCCUCGAUGACUUCGAAUCAAGGGCAUGGAUGACAUAUAGAUCCAACUUCCAACCAAUACCCCGUUCGCAAGAUCCGUCCGCCUCCUCUGGCAUGAGCUUCUCCGUCCGACUACGUAGUCUAGCAGAAAAAGAAGGCUUCAGCAGUGAUACCGGCUGGGGUUGCAUGAUCCGGUCUGGGCAAUCACUGCUCUCGAAUGCUCUGAUUAUGCUACAUCUGGGCCGAGACUGGCGCAGGCGGCGGCAAUCGCUACUGCAGCCUAUAUCGACAGAGAGCAUCGACAGUACAGCACCAACGCAGCCCUCACAAACAGAGUCAUCCAUCCUCUCACUCUUCGCCGACGACCCUUCCGCGCCAUUCUCCAUCCACCGCUUCGUCUCCCACGGCGCCACCGCCUGCGGCACCCAUCCAGGCCAAUGGUUCGGACCUAGCGCCACAGCAUCCUGCAUCGAAGCGUUGACUUCCUCCGCGCUCCCCUCAGCUGGCCUGCGCGUCUACGUGACCCCAUCGUCCAGCGAAGUCUUCGAAGACCGCUUCCUCAGCAUAGCCUGCAGCGAUGUCACCAACCCAGAGCCCUCCACCAUACAACCAACCUUGAUCCUUCUCGGCAUUCGCCUGGGCAUCGACCGCAUCACACCAGUCUACCACGCCGCCCUAAAAUCCUUCUUCACCUACCCACAAUCACUCGGCAUCGCCGGCGGCCGCCCUUCCUCGUCACACUACUUCGUCGGCACGCAAGGCGACCUCUUCCUCUACCUCGACCCGCACGAGACACGGCCUGCGCUGCCUUAUCAUGCAAAGCCUGAAGAGUACACACAAGAAGAGAUAGAUACAUGCCACACGCGCAGGCUACGAGGGCUGCGGAUAUCGGAGAUGGAUCCCAGCAUGCUGAUCGGGUUCCUGAUUCGCGAUGCGGAGGAUUGGGAGGACUGGAAGAGGAGGGUGAACGAAACGCAAGGGAAGGCGAUUGUGCACGUAUAUCGAGAAACACCACCUGGACGAGAGGGCACGAUGACGGAGAGGAAGGAGGCCGUUGAUGAGGUCAGUACUUUUGAUGACGAGGAGGCCGAAGAGGGCGAUGAUGCUGCCACUGUCACUGGGAAGGAUUGA